This is a messenger RNA of Dovyalis caffra, 1008 nucleotides long. The record is from the annotation of a GenBank genome assembly. Lineage: Eukaryota; Viridiplantae; Streptophyta; Magnoliopsida; Malpighiales; Salicaceae.
AUGGCCAUAAAUCCUCACCUCCUUUCUCACAAAAUCCGAUUUUCAUUUGCUUCUCUCAAUAAGCCAAUAACAAAAAGAGGAAGAAGAAGUUGUGCUGCUUUUACUUGUCUCUCUGUAUCAUCAUCUCUUGUUUCUUCUUGCAGCUUCACUUGGGACGACGUCGUUCGAGUCUCUCAACCUGAAUAUGCCCCAAAUGAUUCUUCAGAUCUCUCUGGCUUCUUCGAAAAGAUCAAAUACUGCAAUCGCGGCGGCUCCGAAUUAAAAUCUGAAUUUAUUCCAUUCGUGAUGGAGGGCCAAAUAGUUGGUUACAUACAUAACGGUUUUGUUGAUUAUUUGAGGAGGUUUAAGGACGUGUUUGUUUUGUCUCAAAGUGAUUCUCGUUUUGGCAUUAAUGUGACUUUAACUAAAACAAUAAACACGGCAGAGGAAAGAACCAGAGUUGUUGGAGAGGUAAUCAAAUGCUUGGCUGAAGAAGAUAAACAACUAAUUCCAGGUAUACGAAACGAGUUGUAUCCUGUCACACAUUCGUUCGGGUCGCCCCCCUAUUUUUCGCUUGAACGUGCUGCUGCUCCUUAUUUUGGAAUUAAGGUCUGUGCUCCUGAUGCGUAUGGAGUUCACAUGAAUGGUUUUGUGGAGAGAGAUGGAAAGAAAUUUCUAUGGAUAGGAAAGAGAAGUCCAGGGAAACAAACUUUUCCCUGGAUGCUUGAUCAUCUUGUUGCUGGUGGACUGCCUCACGGGAUCUCUUGUGGUGCAAAUCUUAUAAAGGAAUGUGAAGAGGAAGCAGCAAUUCCUUCAUCCCUUUCUAAUCAAGCCAUAUCAGUUGGCGCUGUUUCUUAUGUGGACGUUGAUGGGUAUAGAUACAAAAGGGAUGUUCUAUUUUGCUAUGAUUUAGAACUCCCUGAUGGUUUUAUACCUAAUAAUCGAGGUAAAUCUGUGAAAGCUCGGAUGCUGAAUUUCAUUAAAGAUGCUGUAAUUGUUCUUAAUUGCGCUAUAGUGGGAAGAGCAUGA